CCCUUCUCCGUAGUUUUCGCGCUGCAGCCUCCGUGUUUUCCUCGUGAAGUAAGGUACGUUUCCUCACACAUUCUGCCAGUGGGUGUAACGCUUCACAGGUUUGGCUGUUGUGUUUGAGCAGAUUUAAAAAAAAAAAAAAAAAAACCUUGUUAUCCACAUCCCGACCGCCGCCACCACCAUCAUCAUCAUCAGACCCAGCGGGGACAGACAGAAGAAGAAGAUGGGGUGCUGCUCAGCGCGAUGCACGCUGAUCCUCCUGUGUUGUUUGCAGCUGGUUACGGCGCUGGAAAGGCAGGUGUUUGACUUCCUGGGCUAUCAGUGGGCUCCCAUAAUGAUCAACUUCUUUCACAUCAUCAUGGUCAUCCUCGGCCUGUUUGGUGCAAUCCAGUACAGAUCACGCUAUGUUAUAAUGUACCUGCUGUGGACGUUGUUGUGGAUUGGCUGGAAUGUCUUUGUGAGCUGUCUCUAUCUGGAUUUGGGAGGGCUUUCAAAGGAUAGUGAUAUUCUCUCCCUCGGGGUGUCAUCACAUCAUUCCUGGUGGAAGGAGAAUGGGCCGGGAUGUGAAAGUGAGAGGCUUCCCUCUGCUGGGUGGCAAAACCAGCAAAACCCGGAGCUGACCAUAGUGCGGAGCUGCUGGCUGGAAUAUCAGUACAUAGAAAUCCUGCACUGCAUCAUCCAGCUUCUCAUAUCACUCCCAGGAUUUGUUUAUGCGUGCUAUGUGGCCAGCACAUUUUCAGAUGAGGAUGACAGCUUUAAUUUCAUUGGUGAAUUUCACCAUCCAUCCAAACCCACUAAGUUGCUCUUCUAGUGUAAUGAUUCAGUGAUUACAAAUAACCACAAAAAGAAAGUGAGAAGCUGAGAAGGAACUGAGAAGAAGAUCAAACAACUCUGCAGACUCUCACAGUGCAUCUUCUUUAGCAUCAUUGUCAAUAAAACACACACAGAGAUGCUGAACCUCACUGUGUAGAUUUCUUACACUGCGUCCUGAUUCGAAAGAGGGGUUUCCAGUCUAUCACAGGCUGACCUUUUUUGUUUGUUUGUUUUAUCGUGCAGUAGAUCUACCUCUCUGCAUGUAUGCGAACGACUGUUCAUAGACAGAAAACUGUGGUUCAGACUUUGUAAAUAUGCAGCUGUGUCCUUUCUGAUGUUUUAUACAAAUGUACAAAUUAUUAUAUUAUGUGUCAUUUCAGUUAGAAGUGAGGACCUCAACUUGUAUAAUGUGUGUCAGUGAAAUCAACUGUGUCCACAGUCCGCCUUAUAUUGGAAUGCUGCUGAUGUUCAAUAUAAUUUAAUGUUUACUAAUUCGUAUACACUUUCACCUCCAUUGGUAAAAUAUAAGAAAGUUUACUCGAGUACUGUACUUUUCUUUGUGUGCCGUUUUCUUUCUGGUACAGUUUAGAUAAAAAUAUUGUCCCUGUUACACUGAUAGCUUUACAUACUAGUUACAUUUAAAAUUAAAUAUAAAUGAGUGAACUUAUAAAAU
Messenger RNA from Archocentrus centrarchus (flier cichlid), 1483 nucleotides. It is a transcript of the gene nkain5, whose product is annotated as sodium/potassium transporting ATPase interacting 5. The transcript has 7 exons. NCBI's taxonomy places the organism in Eukaryota, Metazoa, Chordata, Actinopteri, Cichliformes, Cichlidae. Gene Ontology annotation, biological process: regulation of sodium ion transport. Bases 221 to 808 code for a protein of 195 amino acids. The record is from RefSeq and is a predicted model, not a curated record.